Perognathus longimembris pacificus (Pacific pocket mouse) is the source of this 303-nucleotide messenger RNA. It is a transcript of the gene C4H2orf66, whose product is annotated as chromosome 4 C2orf66 homolog. The transcript is spliced from 2 exons. The record is from RefSeq and is a predicted model, not a curated record. Bases 1 to 303 code for a protein of 100 amino acids. NCBI's taxonomy places the organism in Eukaryota, Metazoa, Chordata, Mammalia, Rodentia, Heteromyidae.
AUGGCCAAUGUCCAUCUCCUGCUGCUGUGUGCUGCCCUGGUGUUUACUAGCCAUGUGCAUGGAGCCACACUGAGAAAUGAAGAUAAAUGGAAGCCCCUCAGCAACCCCAGGAACAGAGAGCUGUUUUUCAGAAGCCUUCAAGCAUAUUUUAAGGGCAGAGGUCUUGAUCUAGGGAAGUUUCCAAAUAUUUUCUCCAUGAAUGAGAAUCCCAGGCCCCUAUCCUUCCAACCAGAGAGUAUUGCUGCUGCAUUUGCAGACUAUGAAGAGCAGAGAAACUCCUUCCCUAAUCACCUUAAAGGCUGA